AUGCUGGUGCUACCUCUCAUCGCCCAUACGUUCGCCACACCGGGCCGCUCUCCGGUCCUGCGGCUGCCGUCCGCCGCCAGCGUGUCGGGCCGGCUCGAUGGCGCGCAAAGUGCUGCCACGCUAGCUGAGGAGAACGAGCUGCUGCGGGCGCGCGUGGCGGAGCUGGAAGAGCGUGCGGAGUCGACCGAGGGGCUCUGCGAACUGCUCGACGACGGCGGCGGCUGGACGUCCUCCCUCCGCACGCGCGCCUCGUGGCUGCUCGGGCUGCUCGUGUGCCAGAGCGCAUCUUCGCUGGUGCUGGCGGAGAACGAGUCUCUGCUGCUCGAGCACCCGACGGUCAUCUUCUUCAUGACGAUGCUCGUUGAUCCGCGGCCGACGCAGCGCACGCGCAGCAUCGUGUCGGACGAGCUGCUGCGAGCGGCGGUGCUCGCCUUUAUCCUCGUCGUCGCCGGGCUCGCCGAUGCCGCCGCCAUCUCCGCCUCCCUCUUCCUCAUCGUUAGCACGUCAGUUGUGCUCGGCACCCUACUCCCGCUGCUGCUGCAGGCCGCAAAGAUCGACGCGGCACACGCGUCCACCACUAUCCAGGUGGUCAUGGACGUGCUAGGAGUGCUAAUCACCUGCUCCGUCGCCCCUGUCGUCUUUGGCGCCUUGGCCACGUAG
Messenger RNA from Emiliania huxleyi CCMP1516, 660 nucleotides. RefSeq lists its product as hypothetical. Gene Ontology annotation, molecular function: monoatomic cation transmembrane transporter activity. The coding region runs from base 1 to 660 and encodes 219 amino acids. The transcript is spliced from 4 exons. Lineage: Eukaryota; Haptophyta; Isochrysidales; Noelaerhabdaceae. Gene Ontology annotation, biological process: monoatomic cation transport. The record is from RefSeq and is a predicted model, not a curated record.